Messenger RNA from Acipenser ruthenus (sterlet), 2252 nucleotides. RefSeq names its product leucine-rich repeat-containing protein 43-like. NCBI's taxonomy places the organism in Eukaryota, Metazoa, Chordata, Actinopteri, Acipenseriformes, Acipenseridae. Gene Ontology annotation, molecular function: protein binding. The transcript is spliced from 12 exons. The record is from RefSeq and is a predicted model, not a curated record. The coding region runs from base 120 to 1958 and encodes 612 amino acids.
GCUUGGAAACAGAGUCACAGAGUUGAGAGGGUAAACAUUAGGGUAAAAACAGCAAAUAGCCCAUGGCUUCCUAAUCCAGAAAACAAAAUAAAAUACUGUUUUGUUUUGUUUGUGGAGCAAUGAACAAAUACUCCGUUUAUACUGCCUUUCAAGAGCAGCUGCAGACUUUGUGCUUGAAGGAAUUCCCUUGCGGAUUUGGAAGUUGGAACAAGACUCACUUCGAUUCUGGGACAUGCAGCGGCUCCACCGUGCCGCUGUUGGAGGAUCCUGCCCUGGGUGCAGAGGAGGAGGAGCCGGCCUCUCUGAUCGAGUACCUGAGCAGCGUUCACUCUCCCUGGCACCUGAGUGAGAGCUGGGGUCCCGCGGCUGAUCAGCUGAGAGAGCUGGCGGUGCGGUCACCCGCCCUGAUCGAUAUGGCAUUCAUACUGUCCUACUUCAGGUCCUUGCGUAUAGUGGACAAGGGAGUCUUGGAAAUAGGUGAAGAUUUGCUGAAAUUUGUCAAUCUGGAUGAACUUAUAUUAAGUGCAAACUACAUCACUGAAAUAAACUCAACACACCUGCCCAGAACCCUGAAGGUGCUGGAGCUUUGUGCCAAUGAAAUCUCCAGUAUGAAAGGCAUUUCCUGCAGUCCUCCAGCUGGGUUAACUCACCUGGGUCUGGGGUACAACAAGCUCUCCUCUCCCUCAGAGUACAAAUACCUCGAAGCAAGCUUCUGGCCCGUUCUGCUGUCUCUUGAUUUGAGUUUCAAUAACCUUGUGGAUCUGCCUGACUUGGUGUGUAAGCUGAGCUCCCUGUCGCGGCUCAGAACUCUGGUGUUGAUGGGAAACCCCCUGGCUCUCACCCCCUCCUACCGCGGCUUCCUCGUGGACAGCCUGCCGAAGCUCGCCCUUCUCGACGACGUCCGGGUAUUGCCAGAUGAGAGGCACCACUUUAAAGGACUGGCCAAGAGAAAAGAACUCAUUGUGGAUGAAGCCAAGGUGAUUGUGAGUAUCGGGACAGUUCAAGGUAUUCCGAACCCGGUCAACCCUGUGGAAACUGAAACCCCCCCCGAAUAUCCGAUCGUCAGUUACAGCUACCACGUGACGUACGAGUUUCUCAAUGACCAUCCACUGUCCACCACCGACGAGGAGACAGCUGACCAGGCAAAGAAAACCCCUACGUGCUGUGACUUUGAAAGGACAAACAACUCCGUGCAGAGUUCUCAACAGCACCAGGAGAGUACACACGAAGAGUCAAGAAACCCCUCAGCAGACACAGCGCCACCUGCUGGUAAUAUGACCCCUGGUCCUCCACAGAACAAGGUACCUGAAGACGACAGCUCUGUGCUUCUUCACUGCACCCCCAAAGUGCCCUGGGCAGGACAGAUUGAGAGUGAGUACAGGAAGGUUCACCUGCAGAGAGACCUCCGAUCACUGAAGCAGUUCCUCCUGAGAGGCAUGCAAGUAUCAGUGGUGGAGCAGAAGGUUCUCUCCUGGCCGGCCAUUACUACAGAAAGUGUCAGUGCAAAGGCAGACAUCAAAGGAGGCGCGAAGGCAGAUAAAGGGAAGGAGAAGGGCAAAAAGAAGAAGGAGCCGGUGGCGCUCCGUCACGAUGCCCCGAUCUGCAGGACCCUGGGCUCGCUCAGAGUAAAGCUGGAGAGCCUGCUAUUAGGAGAGAACCACCUGGAGAGCCUGUGCGACUUCGGGGUCCUGAUCACAGAGCAAGCUGCUAAAGCACUGCCUGGAAAGGAGGCUAAGAAAGGAAAAGACGAUAAGAAAAAGGAAGAGAAGAAAGGUAAAACUGGAAGGGACAGUGUCGCUAGUCAGAAGACCACCACGUCCACCAAAGGUAAGGGAAAAGCAAAACCAGACAGUGAGCCUGAGAUUGUUGCAACGAUCAAGCCCCUCAGUGUGGAGCUCAAGAUCCAGUUAUACCAGUGGCUAACAGCAAUCGAGGCUCUUAAUGCAGCUACUACCUGAGGACAAGCUUACUGUUCUGCUGCCUUACCAUGUAACAAUGCUGUGAAAUAUAACACAAUGCCAUGCUACUACAUUUUACAUUUUGUUUCAUUUUCGGUAUUUUUUAUUAUUACAGGUGUCCACUUUUUAAUGCAUUUUAAAUCACAUCACAUACACAAGAAGGGGUGAUUAAGCAUCAAGGUGUCUUUGAAAUGGAAACCCUUUAUACAUGUAUUGUUUGUUUCUGUAUACCUGAUUGCUGUUGUGCUUAAUAUAAAAAGUGUUUCUAUACUGCAGAGACCAACGUUUUUUUUC